AUGUUCCUGUUCCUCGGAAGAAGAUGAUGUGUGUGUGAUUGAAGGCACUUCGAAAAGAUGCAAAUCUUUUUCAAUGGUUUGGAAAUACUUUAAGCAAUCUGAUGACAAAAAAUUGGCAAAGUGUCUACAAUGCUCUAAAGAAUAUAAAACUAGCGGAAACACAUCCAAUUUACGCGAUCACUUAAAGCGGAUGCACCCAGCAUCGGAUAGAGACAACACACCCAGUACCAGCUCAUCGAAUCGCUCCAGUUAUAAUUCAAUCGAUUCAUAUUUUAAAAGAGCUGUGGAAUACGAUUCGUCAUCUAAACGUAAAAAGGACAUAGACUCUGCUUUGACGCAGUUAGUGACUGAAAGUUUUCACCCGUUCAAUAUUGUUAAUGACAAUGCAUUUCGUAAAUUCGUAAAGGUGUUGGAUACAAGGUACGUUCUUCCAAGCAAAAAUACAUUGAAAAAUAUCCAUAUCACAAAUUUGUAUGAAAGCCGGAAAGCGAUAUUGUUUGACAUUCUAAGCAACGUCGCAAAUGUUGCAAUAACAACAGAUUGCUGGUCAUCAAUGAAUAAUGAAGCCUACAUAACAGUCACUUGCCAAUUUAUUGAUGAAGAAUAUAAUUUUCGUCACGCAGUGUUGCCCACAAAAAAACUCAAUGAUAUAACAAAUCAUACAGCAAGAAACAUUGCAGAUUCUUUACAUGAUGUUGUAAUGGAAUGGUCGAUUUUUAAUAAAGAGUGCUGUGUUACCACAGAUAACGCAUCCUCCAUGACAAAGGCAUGCGAAUUGCUAAAAUUGCGGCAUUUGCCUUGCGUAGCCCACACCUUGAAUUUGGUGGUUCAGGACGGGUUGAAAGAGUUUGUGUUGCAAUCUCUGAUUUCGAAGUGCAAAACAAUUGUCACAUUUUUCAGAAGCAGCACGACAGCUAUGGAGAAGUUCAAAUUAGGGCAACGGUCAGAAAGGCCACUAAAACUAAAGCAAGAUGUCAUAACGAGAUGGAACAGUACGUAUAUUAUGAUUCAACGGAUUCUUCAGACAAGUACUGCAAUAUCAAGCGUUUUACUAUCUACUCCAAAAGCGCCCCCGACUCUUACAGCUGAUGAAAUACAAGCGUUAGAGGAAAUAGAAAAACUACUUCUUCCGUUUCUAACUAUAACAGAAAAAUGCAGCGGAAAUUAUGUAACAGUAUCUCUUAUUAUUCCGCUUGUGAACGGAUUAUAUCGCAAUAUGAUGGAGCAAGCGAAAAGUUUGAAAAGUCAACAUGGUAUCAAUCUUUGCUCUAAAUUAUUGGAGGGAAUUAAAAAACGACUCAUUAUAUAUGAAACUAGAACACCAACACGAAUGGCAACGAUUCUAGAUCCACGAUUUAAAAAAGAAGCUUUCAUAUCUGAAAAUAUUGCUAACGAAACAUCAAAUUUACUUGAAACUGAAAUUAUGCAUUUUAUGGGACAUUCACACACGCAACCACCUUCCCAACAAGAAGCACCGGAAGGUGAAGAUACACUUUUUUCAUUUCUACACGAAAGAAAUAGAAACAAAAGGUUGUCAAAACGGGCAGAUUCAAUUUUAAUAAAGCGCCAGUACUUGGAGAGGCAAAAUGCUGCGCAAAAUACAAACCCCCUGGAUUACUGGAAGCUGGCAGAAGAAGAUUUCUUGCCCUUAAAGGAGUGCGUGCUGAAAUAUUUAUGUAUUCCAGCGUCAUCAGUAGAAUCGGAACGAAUGUUCAGUAAAGCAGCUUUAAUAGUAAACGAAAAAAGGUCGCAACUAAAACCUAAAAAUGUUGACAUGCUAUGUUUCUUAAAUAAAAACAAUUGGCUUUAAAAACUAGAA
Rhagoletis pomonella (apple maggot) is the source of this 1819-nucleotide messenger RNA. Its product is annotated as zinc finger BED domain-containing protein 1-like. The coding region runs from base 74 to 1810 and encodes 578 amino acids. The transcript is spliced from 3 exons. The record is from RefSeq and is a predicted model, not a curated record. Lineage: Eukaryota; Metazoa; Arthropoda; Insecta; Diptera; Tephritidae. Gene Ontology annotation, molecular function: DNA binding; protein dimerization activity.